This is a messenger RNA of Owenia fusiformis, 1580 nucleotides long. The record is from the annotation of a GenBank genome assembly. Lineage: Eukaryota; Metazoa; Annelida; Polychaeta; Sabellida; Oweniidae.
AUGAAUGGUACAGAGAGUGCUACCGGAAGCACUGUGAAUCUGGCAAGGGGCAGUAAUGGGGGACAGGUCAACUCCCGCCUGUUGCUUAUAUUAGUUGCGGCAUUCGGAGUUGUGGCAAUCAUAGGCUUCAUCAUGGCAGCUGUUGCGUUGGGCAGACCCACUGGAACCUCCGUGACAGUUCAGGCUGCUGGAGGUGGUGCCAGUCGCGACGAUGGGUCAGCGGCGAAGGUCUCACAAAAUGGCAAAAGGAUCUGGAGUAUUGCAAAUGGUCAUAACUAUGGAGCAUACGAGUAUAUAGACAGUGAAGGGUAUCUAAAAGGCUUUUCCUAUGACCUUCUUCAAGCAGUAUGUAAGGCAGUUGAUAUGGAUUGUAGGACAAUAUGGGACAAAUAUACCAAUUGUUGGGAUUCAGAACCGGGAGAGCACUCCAUGGGAGGACAAGGUCUUCUUGACGGAUGGUACGAUGCGUGUAUGAACUGGUCUCCAACGGUUGGAAGAACCCACGUUUUCUCUUUCUCACAGUCGUAUCGCAAGCUCAUCCCGGCUCAAUUUUACGUAAAAUUUGACGAUACCAUGUUCGAUCCGACAAACAUUACGGGGAAGAAAAUAGGAUUUUUGGAUAGCUAUUCUUCUGAUGAAAAAUGUGUAGCCAGACAAAACGACAAAAUCAUAGGGGCGUACAUACAGCCUGAUAAUGUUGUCCACGUGAAUGGCCCUGGAGAACUAAUCGAUAAGAUCGUCAGAGGCGAGGUAACCGCAGGUUUCUCAGGUGAGGAGAAUAUGAAACAAGCCAUUACUGAAAAGAAGGUGAAAAAAUCAGGCGGUGAUAUUUUGUGUAAGCUCGGUGGAAAUGCAGUAAUGGCCAGAAAAGACAGUCCUUUCCUAGCUCUUUGGGAUGAAGGAUUUAGAAAGAUCAAGGCUAAUGGAAUAUUUCAGAAACUCUGUGAUUCAGCUGCACACAGUGACGAAGGUACGAUUGACUGUGUGACCAGCUAAAAGUAGGAUCCAAACUGAUUGACGAUUUAUAUGAAAAUAUCACGAUAAAAUAGGAUUAUACAACACUAUUAACAUUUUGGCGGAUGGAGUGUAUGAACUUUUUGGACACCCUACAUAUACUGUUUAUCUUAAAAAACAAAAUAAAUGCACUUAAUUGCAAAUUCUGUUGAAACUAAUUUGGAAACAUAGCUAAUAAACUUAAAUGAAAUAUUCAAAAAAUUCUCCAUAGUAUUCUUAAUUCAAAGUAUUAGAAACAUAUAAAUUGCUUCUACUACUUUUUGGUCCUUGCUAAUGGUAGAUGGGCACGAUAAUAGAUAUUUUCAAAUCUAGACAAAUUCUGUUAAUCUACCAAAGCCUAUGACAUGUGUAUUAAUAUCAAUGACAUUUAAUAUGCGCUAUUUUUAUGUCAACACAACAUGUUUGCAACCACCUCUCAAAGGGGGAUUGAUAUUUCAUACUCAGAAAAAAGAAUACGUUGUAUUAAGUCCUCCAAUUACUGCAUAAGGUAGCCUGAUACUAUCAUUAGUUAUAGCAAGUUGUAAAAAUAAAUAAAAGUUAAUAUUCUGUGAGUACUAAGAAAUUCA